GCACUGGGCAACGGGAUGAAGGAUGGGCCUUGUGCCCAGACCGUGAGGCGGGGUAGGCCGCAGGGGGCAACGCUGGCCCAGCUGCUUCACGCGUCUGCACGAGCCCGGCCUGCGGGACCGAUGCGGGGCAGAGCGGGGCAGAGCGGGGCAGAGCAGGGGAGGCCCCACCCCGGGGCGGUCCCGGGAGCCCGGGAGCGGAGCAGGAAGCGGGAGUCAGCGGUGGUGGCGGCGGCGGGGCCCGUGGGCUGGGAGUGGGGGUGUGGGGCCGGGGCCAUGGGGUGCCCCGGCCCCACGAGGAUCACCCUUGGGUGGCUGCUGCUGCUGCUGGUGUUGGCAGCAGGCGGGCACGGGGCCCUGGACGACACCGUGGCCUGCUCCAAGGGCCUCGCCUGCCGCCUGCUCGAUGCCGACGUGCUGUGCGGGAUGGAGCCCGUGGCGCUGGGCCCGGGGCUGGCGUUGCUGCGGCUGCGGCUGGAGCCGGCGCUGCGCUGCGUGGGGCAGGGCACCUGCUCGCCGUGCCUGCAGGCCCGCCUGCGCCUGGGCCUCGAGCCCGAGGAUGGUGAUGGUGACAUGGGGACAGCCGCCUCACCCCAGCGCAAUGUCACCGCGCUGCUGCUGCUCUCCGGCCAUGGGUACGCCUCCUCCCGCUGCGUGGCCAUGGAGGUCCGGGCAUCCUCUGUGCCGCCUGGCCGGCACCUGGGAUCGGUGCAGUUCCGCUGCUUCGAGGCACCGCUGGGCUCUGAGCUGCACAUCACCGCCUACAGCAACGCGCGCGGCCGCCGCCGGCUGAGCCAGAGGCAGCGGGUGCCAGACUGCUCAUGGCCUGCUGCACAGGCUGCCAUCCUGCAGUGCAAAGUGCCCAGGCUGCAGGUGUCCCUGGGGCUGACGGCGGUCCUGGUGGAGGUGCAGGUGGCCACAGUGGGGCUCAACUACACCCUGCGGCUCUACCACAACCACAACCACGGCACCGGCGGGUCAGGACGCGUGGUGACAGCAAGCGGGCCCAUGAACUACAGUGUGCCACUGGAGGAGGUGCUGCCCUGCCUCUGCCUGCAGGUUUGGCCAGAGAUCCAGGACCCGCUGCGGGCCACUUUGUGCCCCUUCUCCAAUGAUGCGGCGGCGUGGGAGCGGCUGUGGGUGCAGACCCAGCUGGUGCUGCAUGACGUGGGGCAGGCGCUCACCUGCUCCAUCUCCGCACCCUGUGACCUCCCAGCCGAGCUGGUGCCCUGCUGGAGCCCAGCACCUGCCGCGCUGUGCCAAGCCUUGCCCGGCCUGCAGCAGCCCAUCACCGGGCAGGGACCACAGGAGUUCCAAGCGCUGCAGCCACACCCCAAUCUCUGUGUGCAGGUGAGGAGCAGCGGGAAGGUCCGGCUGACACAGUGCCUGCGGGACCAUGAGCACCCAGGAGCGCUGUCUGGCCACACGGACGACAUCCUGUUGAUGGAGUCUGGGGGGAACGCAUCGCUCUGUGCCCUGCAGCAGGGCAACUGCACGCCGCUCGCCAGCUUCACCACCAUGCUGUACCACCCGCAGGGGGCUGGCCGCCCCGGUCUGCUGGAGCAGCAGCUGCAGGAGGAUGUGGCAUCAGGGCAGUGUGUGCAGCUCUGGCGUCAUGAAAAUGGCAGCGGGGUCACGCUAUGGGCUUGUCCCAUGCACAAGUACAUGCGUGCCCGCUGGGCACUGGCCUGGCUAGGGGUGCUGCUGUGUGCCGCCUGCAUCCUGCUACUGCUGCUGCUGAAGAAGGAGGACGUGAAGGGUUGGCUGAAGUCCCUGCGUGCUGGCUGUGGCUCUAAGGCCCCACUAAGGGGACGCCGCGCACUCCUCCUGCAUGCGGCCGAGCCGGUGGCAGAACGUGCAGCCUGCGUGUUGACGGCAGCCCUGCGCUCAGUGGGGAUGGCAGUGGUGGCUGCACCAGGCGGUGGCAGUGGGAUGGCGGCGUGGGGGCCACUGCCAUGGCUGCAUGCACUGCACCGGAGGGCACUGCGGGGUGGGGAUGCCAUCGUCCUCCUCCUGUCCCCGGCGGCUGAGGCUGCUGCCAGGCGGUGGGAGGAUGCGGCUGGGGGCGUGUCAAGGGCUGGGGACACUUCUGGUGGCCCCAGCCCCUUGCACGACCCCGGCCAUGAAGUGGAACCAUGUGAAGCCUUCGCUGCAGCCCUGUCCUGUGCCAUCCCAGUGUUGUCUGCAGGCACCGGGUGCUACGUGGUGGCCCGCUUGGAGCCCACGGUGACAUCAGUGCCCCAAGUGCUGCAAGCAGCCCCAGCCUUUGUGCUGCCCAGCGAGGCCGUGGGCUUCCUGCAGGCGCUGGCGGGGCGGCGUGCCUGCCGGCUGGAGCCCCACGCGGCAGCGGUGGCCGAGAGGCUGCGGAGGGCACUGAGGGAAUAAAGAGCGCUGCGGCCAGAA
This is a messenger RNA of Numida meleagris (helmeted guineafowl), 2400 nucleotides long. RefSeq names its product interleukin 17 receptor C (gene IL17RC). Gene Ontology annotation, molecular function: interleukin-17 receptor activity. The record is from RefSeq and is a predicted model, not a curated record. The coding region runs from base 16 to 2382 and encodes 788 amino acids. Lineage: Eukaryota; Metazoa; Chordata; Aves; Galliformes; Numididae. The transcript is spliced from 16 exons.